GUCUUGACCGAAGACAAUUGCGACCUGUUGUUGUGCCGUCUCUUUCCUUCCUCCGCGCAGCGCGUGCGGCGACGUCUCGUUGUCGCACGGGACUUUGACAUUGCCACCCGGCGAGCCCGGUCGCCUCGAGGAUGUUUUCAGAACGGGACAAAAGCAGAAAGAGGCUGAUGGAACUUUUGGACAAACCCGGAAACAGAACCUGCGCCGACUGCGCAGCAGCAGAUCCCGAGUGGGCAUCGUAUACCCUGGGUGUGUUUGUGUGCCACAGCUGCUCGGGCCUGCACAGAAAUAUCGCGCAGAUCAGCAAGGUCAAGUCUCUGCUGCUGGACCCGUGGACCGCAGCGCAGUUGGAGCUGAUGGACUCGGUGGGCAACCUCGCGGCCAAAGCUCAAUACGAGCAGACGGUCCCCGCCUUCUACUACCGGCCCACUUCCAACGACUGCGCACUCCUGCGGGAGCAGUGGAUCCGCGCCAAGUACGAGAGGAAGGAGUUCAUGCCCGGGGGGUCGCAGGAGUCCUACUCAGCAGGCUACCGGGAAGGCUUCCUGUGGAAACGAGGCCGAGACAACGGACAGUACCUCAACCGAAAAUUCGUCCUGUCCGAACGAGAGGGCGCGCUCAAGUACUUUGUCAAGCCCGACGGCAGAGAGCCCAAGGCCUUCAUGAGCAUCGGCGCGGUCAACGCCAGCUUCCAGCCGAGCAAAAUGGGCACGGCCCACGGCCUGCAGAUCACCUACUUGAAGGACAACGUCACUCGCAAUAUCUUUGUUUACCACGACGAUGGCAAGGAAAUGGUGGACUGGUUCAACGCCAUCCGAGCGGCCAGAUUGCACUACCUGCAGGCGGCCUUCCCCGGCGCUCCGGCGGCGGACCUCUUGCCCAGGGUCACCCGCGACUUUGCCAAAGAGGGCUUCAUGGAGAAGACCGGCCCCAAGCGCACGGAGGCUUUUAAGAAGAGAUGGUUCUCCAUGGACGAGAGGAGGCUCAUGUACUUCAAAGACCCGCUGGACGCCUACGCGCGAGGCCAGGUGUUCAUCGGCAGCAGGGACAACGGCUACGGCGUCCUGCCGGGCCUCCCGUCGGGCGUUCAGAGCUCCCGCUGGCAGUUCGGGAUCACCGUCGCCACGCCCGACAGGAUCUUCCUUCUCGCGUGCGAGAGCGAGCGCGAGCGAACGGACUGGCUGGCCACCAUCCGGACGGCGCUCGACCGGCCCAUGCUGCCGCCCGAGUACGCGGUGGAGGCCAGUUUUAAGCACAAACCUUGAGCCUUUGAAGAAGCAGCAUGAGGAGACGACCUUCCUGGAGGACGCGUCCAAGGAGCCGUUUUAUUUUUUUUUUUCCCCGUCACACUAUGAGCCAGAGGAGAGACUUCAUGUCAGGAUUGUUACCCCCAAAGAAAAAAAAGCCAACAAAUCCCCAAAGGCUAAGCCUUGUCAGCAGUCCAACAGGAAGUACGUGUGUAUUUGCAUGUCAUGUAUUCAUUUAUCCAGUAGAGGGAGACAAAGGCAAUGUUUGCAAUGUUCUCAGACCGCCAAGUUACGUUCCGGGGUGGGAAAAGUCACUCUGCCAAGGCCAAUUUGUUGUGAAAGGCAUCGUUUUUGGAAAGCGCACAUCUCGUUUGCAAUCUAGAGCAAAUCAUCCUUUACCUCGAUGGGCAGAUUUUGUUGAGAAUCCUCGCUACCGAUUGAAGAGUUUCAUCUCUGAUGUUUCUCCGAGAGACCGCUCGUUCACAACCUGCCGCGUGGGACCAUUCAAGCUGUCGUGAUUGGGUUUGGGACCAACGGGUGGCACCGUAGGGCUCCCCCCACAGCUGCACACCAGUUGCUCAUUAGGCAAUGAGUGCUUGAACAGUGGGCAGGUCAUCGUUGCUGUUUGCUCUCGGCUACUGUCGUGUUUGUUUGGGUCACAUUUUGGUUUCUGCCAUGCUUUUUGUUUGUUACUUUGGAUUCGUUUUGUUUUCAUGACUUUGUUUUGGAUUUCGUUGUCUACGCUUGAAUACAAUUGGUCAAGCAC
Hippocampus zosterae (dwarf seahorse) is the source of this 2013-nucleotide messenger RNA. RefSeq names its product arf-GAP with dual PH domain-containing protein 1-like. Gene Ontology annotation, biological process: positive regulation of GTPase activity. NCBI's taxonomy places the organism in Eukaryota, Metazoa, Chordata, Actinopteri, Syngnathiformes, Syngnathidae. Gene Ontology annotation, cellular component: plasma membrane; intracellular membrane-bounded organelle. Bases 132 to 1265 code for a protein of 377 amino acids. Gene Ontology annotation, molecular function: phosphatidylinositol bisphosphate binding; GTPase activator activity. The transcript has 11 exons. The record is from RefSeq and is a predicted model, not a curated record.